This is a messenger RNA of Tigriopus californicus, 4576 nucleotides long. It is a transcript of the gene MED23, whose product is annotated as mediator of RNA polymerase II transcription subunit 23-like. The record is from RefSeq and is a predicted model, not a curated record. Lineage: Eukaryota; Metazoa; Arthropoda; Copepoda; Harpacticoida; Harpacticidae. The transcript has 8 exons. Gene Ontology annotation, cellular component: transcription regulator complex; mediator complex. Bases 294 to 4514 code for a protein of 1406 amino acids. Gene Ontology annotation, biological process: regulation of transcription by RNA polymerase II; positive regulation of gene expression.
CUCAUCGGUCUCAUCAACCUCAUCAGCUGUCAGGAGGUGUUGUUGUUAUUUGUGGUGGAGUCGACGCCAGUUGCGCCAGUUGCGCUAAUACACUCACCGGUGGCCUGACCGAGUGCCUGGCCUAACCCAAAGCCCUGGAGACACCCGCCACACAAUCAUAGAGCACCUCCUGCGUCCAGAAGGCCAGAAGGAUCAGAGCGUAUAGCCAGCCUUGGUAGCUUCGACUGGCAUCGCCCGGAGAGCGGGCCUGGACGCGAUCGUAGCUCCCGGCCAGAAUCGACGGGACCACCACCAUGAGCACCUCCAAUCCGGGCUCCAUUAAUAGCGGUGGAGCGCACACGGCGGCCACGGGCUCGUCGUCGGUGCCCGGGUCCGGCGGCACGUCGGUCUCGGUCCAAGUGAACCACUUCUUGUCCGACCUGAUCAAGGUGGAGUCGGUGGAGCAAGCCUUCAACCACUUUUUGCUCCAUCGUCCGGAUUUGGAACGAGCCCAACAAGAGGCCACCCUGCAGGAAUGGAUCACGCUCCUGCGCGACGUGGCUCAGAUCCCGGCCACGCCCACCGCCUCAGGUGAGGUCAGUCUGGCCCCGGCCCAGCAGCAAGACGAAGCCUUGCGCACGUUCGUGGCCUCCAUGGCUGGUCAGAAGAACCGCAAGACGCUGACCCUGCUCAAAGAGUUGUUGGUGGGCGCGGUGGGCGUGAAUGCGGUCAGUGCCCGUCAAGUGUGCGAUGCGGUUUUGGGCAGCGAACAACUUCGCUAUGAGCAUGAGUCGUUCUGGACGGUGAGCUUUGCCUUGGUGCGGCGUAUUGUGGGCGGGGUGGACUACAAGGGCGUGCGCGAGAUCAUGAAGAAGUGCAUCGAGAAGGUCUUGUCCUUGCCCAGUGACAUUGAUCCGUCGGCCUCGCCCCAAUUGGCCUCGAUCAAGAACUUGUUGGCCUACAUUUUUGAUCGGAAUGCGGCCCUGUUGCCCGGAUAUUUUAUCGUCAACGAGAUCUUGAAGAGCUAUCCCGAGCAACGCAAUUGGCCGCAUUGGGCUUUAGUGGCCAUGAUCGGCGAGUUCCUCAACAGCUUCCGACCCACGGCCCAAAUGGUCACCUCGAUUAACCGCCACCGUAUGCGACCUAUAGUGGAAAACACGGGCAAGGCCCAUUUGGUGUCCACUUGGAAACUGGAUCCCAAUUCGGUCAAAUUUAUCCUCAAAGGCUCCACCACGUAUGACCGCAUUUUGCCCUACACCAAGACCAUCGUUGAGCCGCAACGGCAGUUAUUGCAGUACAUCUUAGGUCAACCGUACUCCAAGGAAAUGGUCAACAACAUUUUUGGACUGCAAAAACCGCGCAAAGAUGGCAAUGCAGCCGGUGGAUCUCAGCGUUUGCACACUCUGGAGGAUGAGCUGGUUCACAUGUUUGUGAACACCAUGAAGUUGGCCGAAGUCACGGACUCGGAAGACAACCAAGUGCUGUGGCGAACUCUGUCGUCAGAGCUGAUCUUCUUCAUUCUCUUCCAAUACAUCACCUUUCCCACGUUUGUCGAGAGUCUCGCCAAUCAAUUACAAGAGCUCAAUCUGAAAGAAGGCCGGGAUGACUUGAUGUGGUCCCUUCUUCAAUUCAUCUCCGGUUCCAUCGCCAAGAACACGACCAGUGAAUUCGUGCCCGUACUGCGACUCUUGAGUCUGUACGACGAAAAUGAGCCCUUGCCCGUGCCGGAUACCACGAUGCCGUGUUGUAUCCGCAAAUUUGCCGCCACGGCCGUGUACAUUCACUUGUGCAACAAAGCCAAAUCUGACCUGACCCAUUUGCAAUUCAAUCUGCCCGUGGCCCUUCAGAGACACUACGAGUUCUUGCAGCAACUCUCGACCCGUGAGCUGAAAAUGCCGGAAUCGCUGCAGAGCGACUAUCUCAUUCCCGUGUUGUGCAACACGUUCUCCACGGCUCAAGAUGUGUUUCAACAGCCCAUGGCGGCCUUGGUCAAGGCCAUUGGGGGCACAUUGGAUCCGGCCGAGAAGAUGGCCAUGCCUGGGCGGAAUUGUUUGGCCAACGGAGCCACCGAGCCCUUGAGUAUGGACAUCUUGGACGCGUUGUCGGUUCACUCGAAAAUGUCGCUCAUCCACAGCAUUGUGACCUUUAUUGGCAAGCAGAUCUCGACCAAGACGACUUUGGCCUUGGCUCCGGCUUUGGUUGAGACCUAUUGUCGUUUGUUGGUGUAUUCCGAGAUCGAAUCCUUGGGGGUCAAAGGCUUCAUCAAUCAAUUGUUCCCUCAAGCCUUCAAACAGAAUGCCUGGGGCAUUCUUCACAUGCUCUUGGAGAUCUUCAGCUUUCGCUUCCAUCAUAUUCAGGCUCAUUUCCGCCUCCAGCUCUUGAAUCAUCUCCAGAUUGGUUUUAUCAAUGCAGUACAUCCAGUGUUGAAUAAGAACGCCCAACUGCAUGCUAUGGGGGAGGCGGCUACCCUACGGCUCAUAACAGGCUUGGGCAACUCAGAAAUUUGUCCUCCCAAAAAUCAACCCACGGGUACCGGACCCAAUGCGCAGGGUGCCAAACAAACCACGGUCCUUUACGGAGACUCCGAGGAAUUGAAUUGUGUAGUGGUACUGGCCUUGGCCCGAUCAAUCCAUGUUAAUGGAUUGGAACAGCAAUCCUCACAGUGGGUUAAGGAAGUGCUGACAAAUAUCAUGCAAAAGACUCCGCAUAGCUGGCCCUCGCAUACCUUGCAAAACUUUCCACCAAUUCUCCAAGAGUUCUUCAAGGAAAAUUCCGGAUCGAAAGAGAACAAGCCGCAAUUGAAGCAGAAAGUCGAGGAAGAGUACAAGAUCUGGGCUUCCAUGUCCAAUGAGCAUGAUAUCCUGCAGCAUUUCGCCACCAUCAAUAACUCGUUAUUCCUUUGCGUGCUCUGGAAGAUGCUUUUGGAAACGGAUCAAAUAUCCCCCGUGGCUUAUAAGGUCUUGGAACGAAUCAACGCCAAGCAGUUCACGGCCCAUUUGCGGUCGUUCUGCGAUCUGCUCGUGUGCGAGUUCAGUAAGUCGGGAGGGUCUGGACAUGUCAAUAAAUGCAUCGAGGCCAUGAAUAAUCUCAUAUGGAAAUUCAAUAUCAUCACCCUCGACCGACUCAUUCUCUGCAUGGCCCUCCGAACCAACGAGGGCAACGAGGCUCAGGUGUGCUUUUUCAUCAUUCAACUGUUACUUCUGAAACCCAUCGAGUUUCGGAGCCGCGUAUCAGAAUUUGUUCGCACCAUGUCUCCCGAGCAUCAGCUCAUCAAGGACUUUCACAAAACGCAUCUCGAGUUCCACACGAAAUACCCCGAGCGAUUCCACGCCGAUGAGCAUCUCGCAGUGGACGGCCAAAUCCAAGGGGGCGGCCCCACCCUGCCAACCUACUUUGGCAACGUCUGUCUUCGAUUCAUACCGGUCUUUGACAUCGUGGUUCACAGAUUUUUGGAACUUCCCCCGGUUACCAAGAACCUCGAAACGUUGAUAGACCAUGUGGGUGUGUUGUACAAAUUUCACGACAAGCCCAUCACCUACUUGUACAACACGCUACAUUAUUACGAACGGAAAGUUCGAGAGCGCCCGUCGUUGAAGCGGAAGCUUAUUUUUAGCAUCACCGGGGCUUUGAAGGAUGUUCGUCCUACGGGCUGGUGCCUCACCAAUGAUUACAUGGACUACUUGAACUCGGAUGGAAAGGAUUGGCAACCACCCCGAGAUUACUACCUACGCUUGGUGGGCCGAUUAACGCACACAAUCCAGGGAAAACAUCCUUUUCCCACUUUGGAUUGGCGAUUCAACGAGUUCCCCAACGAAGGAGCGCAUGCCCUCUAUUGUACUUGUGUGGAGAUCAUGGGAAUCCCAGGAGAGCCAACUCAGGUUGGGGCCAGCCUUAUGGACGUGGUCCUGGAAUCCAGCCACGCCAUUCCCCCCGGAGAGCUCCCGGAUUGGAUCAACUCGAUCGGUGUGAUCCUCUCCAAUCUCCCCGAGGCUUUCUGGAAUGGCCUCUACCAGCGCCUGGUGGGUGCUAUUACGAGUGCCCCUCUGACCCAAUGGAACUUGCCGCAGAACCCGUUCCAGGUGUUUGACUACGACGAUGCCAAUGGUCCCACCCGAUUGAACCUUCUCCUGGCUUUAGCCCACUCGGUAUUUCAUCAUGCCGGAUUCAACCAUAUCCAGACUUUGCCCGAAUUGGUCAAGGAGCACUUCUUCGCUCACAUCAAGACCGAGGAACAGAUGCUGUUCGUGUUCCACGUGGUUGGACCAUUCCUGCAGCGACUCCAUAGCGAACAGCGCUUCAUGCGCCCUCUCUUGGACUUGACUGUGCAGUUCUACCGUAUCUUGCAACAAGUCGACAAGGAGUGCAAGCACUUGAAGUACAUCGAUUCCGUGUGCGACAUCCUCUACCACAUCAAGUAUCAGUUCACGGGCGAUUCCGUGAAGGGCGAUGUGGAACGCGUAGUCCGUGAACUUAGUGGUCCAUUGCAACUUCGCCUUCGAUUCAUUGCCCCUGGGAUUCUCCAACCGAAUGCUUAAUGUAUUUAAAUCGUUCUCGUGAAACGAUUCCGCACUGAAUAAUAAGUAUACCAACGCUAUGA